Messenger RNA from Daldinia childiae, 1302 nucleotides. Its product is annotated as putative nhl repeat-containing protein. Bases 1 to 1302 code for a protein of 433 amino acids. NCBI's taxonomy places the organism in Eukaryota, Fungi, Ascomycota, Sordariomycetes, Xylariales, Hypoxylaceae. The record is from RefSeq and is a predicted model, not a curated record. The transcript has 5 exons.
AUGGCUCCCUUCGCCAUAUUCGCAGCUCUUGGGCUGUUUUUGUCGGCUGCAAACGCGCAAAACUGCACUCCGCUUACUCCGUCGGCACAGCUCAAGAUAAGCGAUGGUUAUACCGCACAGGUUAUCUUGAACGGGUUGAGAGUACCACGCAAUAUCAUUUUCGAUACGGCAGGAAACUUACUCGUGUCAGAGCAAGGAGGGGCUGGUAUUAGGAGGGUGGUCUUGACAGAGAGUGACGGAAACGUCUGUGUAGCUUCAAGCGCCCAGUUGAUCCCUGAUACAUCGUUUAACCAUGGCAUCGCACUCAGUCAAGAUGGAAAGACCUUAUUCGUCUCGAAUAUGGCGAGCGUAUACGGAUAUCCAUAUGAUGCAGAAGCCGGGACUGUCGGCACCAGGAAGACGUUGAUAGAGGGUAUGAGAAGCGGAGGCCAUAUCACUAGAACACUUCUUGUCCCCUCUAGCGCCCCGGACGUCCUUAUAGUCUCACGCGGUUCCGACGGGAAUAUUGACAAUACGACCACUAAUGUUGAAGCCGGGAAAAGUAUAAUCAAGACUUUUAAGAUUUCGGAAUUACUUGCAUCGGAGAUAGCGACGAAUUAUGUAUCCGGGGGUGAGGUUCUAGGAUGGGGUCUGAGAAACUCGGUCGGCGUCGGCGAGGAUCCGUCAACAGGUGGUAUUUGGUCUGUUGAGAACUCGGCAGAUGAUAUCGUCCGUAGCGGUGUCGAUAUUCAUAAUGAAAACCCGGCCGAGGAACUGAAUUAUCAUGGUGUCAUCAAAGACGCAGAAAAUACCCUUAAAGGCCAGAAUUACGGAUAUCCAGCUUGUUUCUCUGCUUGGCAAACUACGAAUAUUCCGUCGAAUUCUAAAAUUACUGUUGGCUCACAGUUUGGUGGCAUAGCCGGUACUCCUUUCGAGCAGGUAACGGCGCGUGGCUCAUUAGAAGAAGUUGACGAGUUUUGCCGCACUGAACGACAAGGGCCCCGUCUAAUCUUCCCUGCCCAUACAGCCCCGUUAGAUAUUAAAUUCAAGGAAGAUGGAAGUGCCGCUUACGUUGCAUUUCACGGGAGCUGGGACAGAAGGCCUCCUGACGGAUACCGGGUGGGUAAGAUUGCAUUCGCCAACGGCCAGCCCGUAGCAAAUAUCACGGAUACUACGGCCGUGGAGUAUAUCCUGCAGAACGAGGACACGACUAAAUGUCCGGGGGCAUGCUUUCGUCCCGUGGGCCUUGCAUUUGACAAGAAGGGUCGUCUAUUUAUGACUGCGGACAUGUCUGGAGAGAUCUUCGUGAUAACUGAGGUUUAA